GCCAUAUUUACAGGAUGGUCAUUACUUGUUGUUAUCAGUUAAUGACUUAGAUAAGUCUAUUCUUUUACAAUAGAUUGUGGAUCAAGAUCGAAAAGAAAUGCAUUUGUUUACAGCAAUACUUGUUCCGGCGAUGUUUAUGGCAAACAUCCAUUCAUCAAAUUGUCUAACCUUUGUAAGGAGACCUCCAAGUCGACUGGUGUUUGUGUUGGGUAAAAACACUACAAACGUCUCCAUGAAAUGGUUGCUAAAUUUGACACAUGAGGAAGUUUUCUCCAGCAUAAAGUUAGUCAGGCUGGAAUCUCUCGACACAUCUAAAGAAGCAGUACUGUAUCUUUAUAAUGUUUUAAAACCCAAUCAGAUCACUAUCAAUACCAAUCUAUACAGCGCCAGUAGAGACAUCAAAAGUGGACCAUCUUCGUUCAACUUUACUAUCAAGGACAUGGCAAACCAAAUCAACAAUGAUGGUGGAAGCCUUUAUAACCCACUGUCCAAAGAUUACCUGUACAGACUGAUUAUCAAAGUGGUUACUACAGACGAUGUAUUAYAUACAAGUGAUUCCAAAUUGUUUUUUUUCGGUCCACCUGGCAGUCCUACUCUUCAAGUUGAAAAGACAACAUCUUGUCUCAAUGAAACUGUUAAUAUAACCUGUACUGCAAAAGCUGGUAAUCCACCAAACACCACUGUAGUAUUUUACAAGAAUAAUGAAAAAAUCAGAGAAGUGAAGAAUUUAGAAGCAAAAGCAAUGGUUACCAUCAAUCUGGACAAAGCAGGAAUAGAGACAUUCACUUGUCAAGCUGAAAACAUUGUUGGACCAUCUCAAAACAGUUCUCUGUUAAAUCUUACAGUAAAAGAUCCUCCAACCAUUACUCAGUGUAAAAACCAAACAUCAACUGAAGGUGAUGCCUUGUCUUGGACUUGUCAUGCUAGUGGCAGCCAGCCACUGAACACUUCAUGGGUUAAAAGAAACGAAAACACCAUUGUCUCAACUAACAAAACAUACAACAUAUCCUCUGUCAGCAGAAGUGAAGCUGGGAUGUACAGAGUGUCUGUCAGUAAUGGAGAUGAAUGUCCUACUGCUAGUAGAACAGUAUAUCUAACUGUACAAUAUAAACCAGAACAGAUCUCAGUUGUCAACUCAGAGAGUGGUUUCUUGUAUGUCAAUAAAGGACAACCAGUCAACAUCACAUGUACUGCCACUGGAAACCCAAAGCCUGAUUAUGUCUGGAUUUUCAAAGGCAAACAGCUACAUAGUUCAAUCAAUAAUACCAUUAUUAUCAGUAAUGCUACCUUAAAUGAUGCUGGGAUGUACACAUGUACUGCCAUCAAUUCUAUUGGGAGAGAAAGUAUCAAUGUCACAUUGCAAGUUAACUACCUAAUGGAUGCUAGUUGUGGGCCUAAAAUUCACACUGUCAACGAUGGUGAUAAUGUAGCCCUAAACUGUUCAGCAAUCGGUAUUCCAGCGGUAAAUUAUACAUGGACUGUAAAUAAAAAAGUGUCUCAAGGACCAACGACCACUUUUGUAGCAACCAGAAGUCUUAACGGUUCCAUGGUAACAUGUACUGCUAUGAAUUCUUUUGGAAACAAGAAAUGUUCCAAAACACUUAUAGUGUAUUGUAAGUAUAUAUUGACUAAUUGCCAGCUUUCAUAUCCGAGCAUGGGGCUGGGUUCUACACCUAUUGUGUAUGUUAUUGCCUGGAGUUAUCGUUCAAAGUGUAAACAGUGCGUUUCUGGAAUAAACUAUUGCUUGAGAGAAGGAAAUGAACCAAUUUGCACAGUUUUAAGCUAGAACUAUUAUCUGAGCACGCUCUUUGCAAAAUGCGGGUUACGUUUGGGGUUACAUCAAUGAUCCCUUGCCUCAUGGGAUCAAAAACUAGUCUGUGACAGCUGGAGACUAGUUAGCAUGCUUGUUUGUCUCAUUUCCUUAUAAAAUGUGUUAUGUAAAAUUGCUCUACUAAGAAAUAUUGCAUUUCCCAGCUGAAAAAAAA
This is a messenger RNA of Exaiptasia diaphana, 1985 nucleotides long. RefSeq names its product neural cell adhesion molecule 1. Gene Ontology annotation, biological process: cell-cell adhesion. The record is from RefSeq and is a predicted model, not a curated record. Gene Ontology annotation, cellular component: cell-cell junction. Gene Ontology annotation, molecular function: cell adhesion molecule binding. Lineage: Eukaryota; Metazoa; Cnidaria; Anthozoa; Actiniaria; Aiptasiidae. Bases 98 to 1786 code for a protein of 562 amino acids. The transcript has 6 exons.